GAUAGGGAGACAACACUAACUGGGUAGCUAUGGAGAUAGUAGGUUUUCCUGGUAGCUUUCUUUGACAGGUGUCGAGUGGGAUAAAAUAAAGUGUCAGAACAGCCUCCAAGAUGUACGGCAAGGGUAAAGGAGCUGUGGUCCCCUCCGAUAGCCAAGCAAGAGAAAAGUUAGCGUUAUAUGUGUACGAGUACCUGCUACAUGUGGGAGCACAGAAGUCCGCACAGACUUUCCUGUCUGAGAUUCGAUGGGAGAAGAAUAUUACAUUAGGGGAGCCCCCCGGAUUCCUCCAUUCGUGGUGGUGUGUAUUCUGGGAUUUGUAUUGUGCGGCUCCAGACCGAAGGGAGACGUGCGAGCACUCCAGUGAGGCCAAGGCCUUCCAUGACUAUAGCGCAGCAGCAGCGCCCAGCCCAGUGAUGGGCAACAUGCCCCCCAACGACGCCAUGCCAGGUGGUCCCAUGCCCCCAGGCUUCUUCCAGGGACCACCCGGCUCUCAGCAGUCCCCCCACGCACAGCCCCCCCCACACAACCCCAGCAACCCCAUGAUGGGACCCCAUGGCCAGCCUUUCAUGUCACCGCGGUAUCCAGGUGGGCCACGCCCCUCACUCCGAAUGCCAAAUCAGCCUCCUGGGGGAAUCCCUGGAUCUCAGCCUCUUCUGCCAAACAGUUUGGACCCGACAAGACCGCAAGGACAUCCUAACAUGGGUGGGCCGAUCAGAAUGAACCCUCCUCGGGGAAUGGCCAUGGGCCCACAGAAUUAUGGAGGCAUGAGGCCUCCUCCCAACUCCAUGGGCGGUCCCAUGCCAGGGAUGAACAUGGGUCCCGGAGGAAGAGGGCCUUGGCCAGGACCUAAUGCUAACUCUAUAGCGUACUCCUCCUCAUCUCCAGGAAACUAUGUGGGUCCUCCCGGCGGAGGUGGUCCACCUGGAACUCCCAUCAUGCCCAGCCCAGGUGAUUCAACCAACUCCAGUGAAAACAUCUAUACAAUGAUGAAUCCUAUCGGACCGGGAGGCAACAGACCCAAUUUCCCUAUGGGACCUGGGCCUGAUGGGCCAAUGGGAGCUAUGGGAGCCAUGGAGCCACACCACAUGAACGGAUCACUAGGGUCUGGGGAUAUGGAUGGGUUGCCAAAGAGCUCUCCUAAUAACAUGGGGGGCAUGAACAACCCUCCCGGAACGCCGAGAGAUGACGGCGAAAUGGGCGGCAACUUCUUGAACCCAUUCCAAAGCGAAAGUUAUUCACCCAACAUGACGAUGAGUGUGUGA
Xiphias gladius (swordfish) is the source of this 1262-nucleotide messenger RNA. RefSeq lists its product as uncharacterized. Gene Ontology annotation, cellular component: nucleus. Gene Ontology annotation, biological process: positive regulation of transcription by RNA polymerase II. Bases 111 to 1262 code for a protein of 383 amino acids. NCBI's taxonomy places the organism in Eukaryota, Metazoa, Chordata, Actinopteri, Istiophoriformes, Xiphiidae. The transcript is spliced from 18 exons. The record is from RefSeq and is a predicted model, not a curated record. Gene Ontology annotation, molecular function: single-stranded DNA binding; protein binding.